AUGUCCACCAUUGCCAGUCCGCGAGACCACGCGUCGACGCCGAGCCGCCGCGUGCCCUCGGCCACCAACACGCCGACGUCGUCGACCCGGCCCUCCCUCGACGCCGCCCGCGCCGCCCCCGUCCCGUCGCCGCCCGUCCACAACGGCGUGCCCGCCGCCAAGCGCGCGAACCGCGCCGCCCUGCGCGAGUACUACAACCUGCGCGCCGCCGCCGCCGCCGCCGCUGGGGGCCUCGCGCCGCGCAUCGGCGUCGAGCUGCCCGACUCCGAGGUGCCUGUCGGCGAGGUGGACGUGCCCGGCUUCUGCGUGAGCGAGUACGUCGCCAGGGUCGUCGCCGAGAGCUCCCUCGAGGACCUGCUGCGGCUCUACACGCGCGUCGUCGGCGAGGUCCGCGCCCUCGACGCCGAGAAGAAGGCGCUCGUCUACGACAACUACAGCAAGCUCAUCGCGGCCACGGAAACGAUUCACAAGAUGCGAUCCAACAUGGACCCCCUCAACCCCAUGGCCUCGACCCUCAACCCGGCCAUUGCCCAGAUAUACAGCCAGGCAGCCGAAAUCCGCGAGGCCCUGCGCGCGUCCAUCCCCGCGCCCGACUCGGACGAGGGCAGGCGCAGCAGCGCCGCCCAGCGCCGCCAGCGCACCCGCGACCUCGCCGUCCGCGUUCUCGCCACCCCGCCGCGCCUGCGCCUGCUCGUCGCCGAUGGCAGGCGCGCCGAAGCCAAGACGCAAUGGGAGCGUGCGCGCCGUCUUCUACAGACGUGGCAGGAUCAGGGCCUCGGCGGCGACGACGAGGUCCGCGCCUGCAUCGAGGAAGGCGACGCCGCGGUGGCGGCACCGAGCAGCGACAGCCGGGCGUCCAACGACGGGCGGGACUCGACAUCAUGA
This is a messenger RNA of Cordyceps militaris CM01, 885 nucleotides long. RefSeq names its product Vps51/Vps67. Bases 1 to 885 code for a protein of 294 amino acids. The transcript is spliced from 2 exons. Lineage: Eukaryota; Fungi; Ascomycota; Sordariomycetes; Hypocreales; Cordycipitaceae. Gene Ontology annotation, cellular component: EARP complex; membrane; GARP complex. The record is from RefSeq and is a predicted model, not a curated record. Gene Ontology annotation, biological process: endocytic recycling; Golgi vesicle transport; Golgi organization.